Messenger RNA from Rhincodon typus (whale shark), 1110 nucleotides. Its product is annotated as transcription factor JunD. Bases 109 to 984 code for a protein of 291 amino acids. Gene Ontology annotation, biological process: regulation of transcription by RNA polymerase II; regulation of cell cycle; regulation of cell population proliferation. The transcript has a single exon. Gene Ontology annotation, molecular function: DNA-binding transcription factor activity, RNA polymerase II-specific; RNA polymerase II cis-regulatory region sequence-specific DNA binding; transcription factor binding. Gene Ontology annotation, cellular component: transcription regulator complex. Lineage: Eukaryota; Metazoa; Chordata; Chondrichthyes; Orectolobiformes; Rhincodontidae. The record is from RefSeq and is a predicted model, not a curated record.
UGGGGGGCGAGCGGCACAGAACGCGGUGAAGCCCGAGCUGUCGGAUUGUGUAGCUGUGUCCGCCGCCGGGGCCUGGCCAGCACUUACCUCCGAGCCCUGGCCCCGGGAAUGGAAACGCCUUUCUACCAUGAGGACAACCUGAGCUCAGCCCGCGCCAUGAAAAAGACCCUGAGCCUGCCCAUCGCCGGUAGCGGCCUGAAGAGCCAGCGAGAGGCCGAGGCCUCACUGCACUCCCCGGACCUCAGCUUCCUCAAGCUCGCCUCUCCCGACCUGGAGCGCCUCAUCAUCCAAUCGAGCGGCCUAGUGACCACCAGCCCCGGCCCAGCACCCGGUCUUUACUCGCGGCCUGUGACGGACGAACAGAACUCGUUCGCCGAAGGUUUUGUUAAAGCGCUGGAGGAUCUCCAUAAACAGAACCAGCUGAGCGGGCCUCAAGCCCCGGGCUCAGCUGAUGGUCCCGGCCCGGCUUCGCAGCCUCCUGGUCCGGCCGGCCCCGGCUUACAGCACUCGGAGCCUCCUGUCUACACCAACCUGAGCACCUACAGUGGCCCGGGACCUGAGGCCCCGGCUCUCGGACACAGCACUGAGGCCGCAGGCACCGCCUCGUACUCGGCCCUCGGGCAGCAGCUGUGCCCGCAGGCCCGGCUUCAGGCUCCCAAGGACGAGCCGCAGACGGUACCCGAUGUGUCGGGCCUGGGGGACAGCCCGCCGCUCUCUCCCAUCGACAUGGACACCCAGGAGCGCAUCAAGGCCGAGAGGAAGCGGCUACGGAACCGCAUCGCCGCCUCCAAGUGCCGCAAGAGGAAGCUGGAGCGGAUCUCCCGGCUGGAGGACAAGGUCAAGAGCCUCAAGUGUCAGAACUCGGAGCUAGCAUCUACCGCCAGCCUCCUGAGGGAACAGGUCGCUCAGCUCAAGCAGAAGGUGCUCACCCACGUCAACAGCGGCUGUCAACUGCUGCUCUCUCCCCAGGUGCAGGCUUAUUAGAUACUGGCCCUGGGCUCCAGUGCGGGACACCACCCGGUGCAGGGCAUGGCCCUGGGGCUCCAGUGCAGGACACCACCCAGUGCAGGGCAUGGCCCUGGGGCUCCAGUGCAGGACACCACCCAGUGC